Molecule: messenger RNA, 658 nt
Organism: Aspergillus ruber CBS 135680
Lineage: Eukaryota; Fungi; Ascomycota; Eurotiomycetes; Eurotiales; Aspergillaceae
Exons: 1
Coding region: 138-476 (112 amino acids)
Source: RefSeq, a predicted model, not a curated record
AUCUCACGUGGUCAAUUUGUUUGUUUGUCACCUGAGUAUAACUUCAGCAGAAGAAACUUCCCUCUAACCCCUGCCAUUAUGUAUUAUUCCAUGACUCAAAGGUCACCUGGUGGUACAGAGAUGCUCAGCCUCAGCCGAUGUGCACUAGGACAAACACAAAAUACCCAAUCCGAGUCUUUUCGGCUGAUACGCAGUGGGAUGCGUUAUGUUACGACGCACAGCAUAACAGAGUACCCCGUAUAACAACUCGGCCAGUUAAACCGUCAAUACGAACAGCACGGAGUACGAUAACUAGGUUCACACGGCUGCGAAGUUUGGAUUACGGUUGCUACUACAAUCGGCGGGCGAUAGCGACAGCAACGGCGACGGCGAUGGCGGUGCUACUAGCGUUGGUUACAAGGAAUCAAGGCCGUACUGCCGUAUAUGCCUCGUUCUCUCACUUAUGCUUCCAACCCCGAUAUCAUCAUACCACCUAGCCUGACAGGAGAGCCGCAGCGGUAAGACCAACCAGUUGUCAGUGCUGUCCACGAGUUCGGGGGAAUACAAGGACAGAUAAUGCAUGCCACGCCACUUUGAGUCUGUGCACGCGCUCUCUCCAGGGUCGCAGAGGGGGCCGGGAAUCCCUCGUCAUCGCCGGCGGUUACUCCCGCUGGUACAU